GCAUUCCUACCCAAACCAACACAACAUAACAUUUCAACAUUUACUUAGUUGAAUAGUUGAUUGUGCCUUGUGUUGUUGUGGUGGUUGUUAUUAUUGCGCGCUUCUUCUCCUGCUCAUGCGGCAAAGAGGAAGGGCUUCUAACCGUAGAUCAAGGACUUUCUCCAGAUCUCGCCUUGCUAUUGAGGGCUCUUAAAUCUCCAACUCUUUUCUUCCACAUCAUCUCAUUCUUCCACAUCUUUCUUUUUUUCUAUCACUUUCUUACAUUUUAGAUCCUACAAUGGCUGCUUCAGAUAUGGGAGUGAUGCAAGAGCGAGAAGUGUUCAAGAAAUACUGGAUUGAACACUCUGUUGACUUAACUGUUGAGGCUAUGAUGCUCGAUUCCAAAGCGUCCGAUCUUGACAAAGAAGAACGACCUGAGGUGCUUUCUAUGCUUCCACCAUAUGAAGGAAAGUCUGUCUUAGAACUCGGUGCAGGUAUCGGUCGUUUUACUGGUGAUUUGGCCAAGAAAGCUGGCCAGGUGAUUGCUCUGGAUUUCAUUGAGAGUGCUAUAAAGAAGAAUGAAUGCGUAAAUGGGCAUUACAAAAAUGUGAAGUUCAUGUGUGCUGAUGUGACAUCUCCCAGUCUCAACAUUUCUCCAAAUUCUGUGGAUAUCAUAUUCUCCAACUGGUUGCUCAUGUAUCUCUCUGAUGAAGAGGUUCAGCGUCUGGUUGAAAGGAUGUUGAAAUGGUUGAAGCCUGGGGGAUACAUUUUCUUCAGAGAGUCUUGUUUCCAUCAAUCUGGUGAUCACAAGCGGAAAAGCAACCCAACACACUACCGUGAACCUAGGUUCUACAACAAGGUCUUUAAAGAAUGCCAUAUGCUAGAUGAAUCUGGAAACCCUUAUGAGCUCUCCCUAAUUGGCUGCAAGUGUAUUGGAGCUUAUGUGAAAAACAAGAAGAAUCAGAACCAGAUUGGAUGGUUAUGGCAGAAAGUUGAUUCAGAGGAUGAUAAGGGGUUUCAGCGAUUUUUGGAUUCUAGCCAGUAUAAGUGUAACAGCAUUCUGCGAUAUGAGCGUGUAUUCGGCCCAGGUUAUGUUAGCACUGGAGGAUUUGAAACAACCAAAGAGUUUGUGUCAAAGCUUGACUUGAAGCCUGGCCAGAAGGUCCUGGAUGUGGGUUGUGGCAUAGGGGGAGGCGACUUUUACAUGGCAGAGAAUUUUGAUGUAGAGGUUGUUGGAAUUGAUCUCUCCAUUAAUAUGAUUUCUUUUGCCCUGGAGCGUUCUAUUGGGCUCAAAUGUGCUGUUGAGUUUGAGGUGGCAGAUUGCACCAAGAAACCUUACCCUGAACAGAGUUUUGACGUCAUCUACAGCCGUGAUACCAUUUUGCAUAUUCAGGACAAACCAGCAUUAUUUAGAAAUUUCUACAAAUGGUUGAAACCUGGAGGCAAAGUUCUAAUUAGUGACUACUGCAAGAGUUCUGGCCCACCUUCAGCUGAAUUUGCAAUGUACAUCAAGCAACGAGGAUAUGAUCUCCACGAUGUAGAGGCGUAUGGGCAGAUGCUUAAAGAUGCUGGAUUUGUUGAUGUUAUUGCCCAGGAUAAGACUGAUCAGUUUAUUCAAGUUCUGCAGAAGGAACUAGACUCUCUUGAGAAAGAGAAGGACAAAUUCAUUGCUGAUUUCUCUGAGGGAGAUUAUAAUGACAUAGUUGAUGGUUGGAAAGCUAAGCUGAUUAGAACUAAAGUGGGUGAGCAAAGAUGGGGUUUGUUCAUUGCCAACAAGAAGUGAAGAUAAGAAUCAGCAGCUAGCACGUUGUCUUCUACUAGUAUUAGUUUUCAAUGCAUUUUUCAGCUUAUGGAGUGUGUAUGCUACAUGUACUAAUAAGUUGCGGCUCGCAAACUGAAAGAUAAUUUGUUAUAAUUAUCUCAAUAUAUAUCAUGGUUCUUGAUAUUA
Beta vulgaris subsp. vulgaris (sugar beet) is the source of this 1927-nucleotide messenger RNA. RefSeq names its product phosphoethanolamine N-methyltransferase. Lineage: Eukaryota; Viridiplantae; Streptophyta; Magnoliopsida; Caryophyllales; Amaranthaceae. The coding region runs from base 278 to 1762 and encodes 494 amino acids. The record is from RefSeq and is a predicted model, not a curated record. Gene Ontology annotation, molecular function: phosphoethanolamine N-methyltransferase activity. The transcript has 12 exons. Gene Ontology annotation, biological process: phosphatidylcholine biosynthetic process.